Morchella importuna is the source of this 1755-nucleotide messenger RNA. RefSeq lists its product as uncharacterized. Gene Ontology annotation, molecular function: ATP binding; ATP hydrolysis activity. The record is from RefSeq and is a predicted model, not a curated record. NCBI's taxonomy places the organism in Eukaryota, Fungi, Ascomycota, Pezizomycetes, Pezizales, Morchellaceae. Bases 1 to 1755 code for a protein of 584 amino acids. Gene Ontology annotation, cellular component: cytoplasm; mitochondrion. The transcript is spliced from 3 exons.
AUGCCGCCCACCUCGUCCUCGUCCUCCCUUACAAUCACCAACCCCCUCCACCUCUACCGCACGCAUCUCGCCACCUCCCGCCUCCUCCCCGACCCGCACCAGCACCGCGCCGCCCUCAUCCUCCAAUCCGUCUACGAGCGCCUCCUCGACUACACGCCCCCCACCCACCUCAACACGCGCCUGCACUCCCUCGCCCGCGCGCUCGACCCCGCCCCCGCCCCCCCACCACGCCGCUUCCUCCCCCACCUCCAACUCACCAGCCAAAACCGCGACGCCAAAAACCUCAUCCGCGUCCUCACCACCGCCGACCACGCCCUCGAGCUUGACACGCCCCAGGGCCUCCUCCUCAGCGGCGAGGUCGGCACCGGAAAAAGCAUGCUCCUCGACCUCCUCUACCACUCGCUCCCCACGGCGUCGAAAAAGCGAUGGCACUUCCACGCCUUCAUGCUGCACAUCAUCUCCUCGCUCGAGGCCAUGCGCCGCACCCGCGCCCUCCCCGGAGAGGAGAACGAGUACUCCCUCCUGCGGCUUGCGCGUGCAACGGUGAUUGAGAGCCCUGUGCUGUUUCUGGACGAGUUCCAGAUGCCGGAUAGGGCUGCCGCGAAGCUGCUCGAAUCGCCGCGCGGAGGACCUGGUCCAGGGGCGGGGGCCGGGAGGGAGCGUGAGUUUGAGGGCUUUCUGAAGGCGCUGGGAAGGCGGUGUCAGUUUUGGGAUAUGGGCGGGAGCAAAGACUGGCGCAGGGAAGCUAGAGGACGAAACUGGUGGCGCGUGGGCUUCGCCGGCGAAGGCGCAAGCACAGAAACAGAAACCACUGCGGAGCCCGAGGCAGGGCCAGAGACCCCGGGCAAGCAGCCCGCCUACUACUUCACCACCGCCACCCCCACCACCUCCUGGGACGCCGCCAUCGCCACCGCACUCGCCGCCACCUCCCCCACCUCCCCCACCUCCCCCACCUUCACCCCCACCUCCCUCACAAUCUACACCCGCACCCUCCCCAUCCCGCACUCCCACUCCGGCAUCGCCCUCUUCACCUUCACCGAGCUCACCCUCAAGAACGAGGCUCGCCGCUUCAUCACCCUCCUCGACGCCGUGUACGAGUCCGGCGUCCGCCUCGCCAUCCGCACCUCCGCGGAGCGCAUCGACGAGCUGUUCUUCCCCGACACUGUGCCCGCGGAGCAGACUACCGCCGCAGCAGAGUGGGAUAUGUCGGGCGACGCAGACCCGCUGAGCGCCGAGGUGUAUGCAGAGGCGCACCAGGACCUCACGGCGCCGUUUCGGCCGAAUAUUGUCGCGUAUGAUGAUACAGGGAGGUCAGAGGCGGCGGGGGUGGGUGGGAAGGCGCCGGAUUUUGCGGAUGCGGCGGCGUGGACGGGGGAGGAUGAGAGGUUUGCGUGGAGGAGGGCGGUGAGUCGGUUGUGGGAGGUGACGGGGGAGGGGUGGUGGGGUGGGGUUGUGUGGCGGCCGCCGCUGCUUCAGAGGGGGUGGGAGGGGAGUGUGGGACAGGUGGUGGAGAAGAAGGUGGGUGGGGAGAUAGGGGGGGUAGAGAAGGGGGAUGUGGGAGGGACGCAUGAGAGGGAGGGGGUGGUGUUUAGUCCGUUUCGGAAGCACCCACAGGAACCGCCUAGGUUUGGGGGAGAGCAUUUUUGGAGUGUUGUGAGAUGGGGGAGGAGGGCGGGGAAUUGGGGGAAGGGCGUGGAGGGAGUGAAGGAGCGGAAGGAGGACGAGAAGGAGAGCAAGGAGAGCGGUGGUAGAUAG